This is a messenger RNA of Drosophila hydei, 1844 nucleotides long. RefSeq names its product serine protease inhibitor 28Dc (gene Spn28Dc). The transcript is spliced from 2 exons. The coding region runs from base 46 to 1743 and encodes 565 amino acids. Gene Ontology annotation, molecular function: serine-type endopeptidase inhibitor activity. NCBI's taxonomy places the organism in Eukaryota, Metazoa, Arthropoda, Insecta, Diptera, Drosophilidae. The record is from RefSeq and is a predicted model, not a curated record.
CAUAUAUAAAUAAUUCGUAGCAGAAGAUAAGCAUAAAUUGUCACAAUGUUACGUUCGUUGUUUUUGUUGGCCUUCGGCUGCCUGUUUGCCAUUGGUAAUUGCGAUCUGGACUUGUGGCGCGAUGUGCGGAAGCCUGAGCAUCAGGCCCUGUUGCAGAAACUAAAUGAGGCACGCUCGACAUCCGCGCCAGCAUAUUUAGCCCCGACGCAGCCUCCGUCGCAGUUUUCAUCUGGCUUUGCCGCUUCGGCUCAGCCUGCUGGUCCCUUGCCGCCACAGUUUUCGUUUGACCUUGGCGUUUCGCCGCAGCCUGCUGGUCCAUUGCCGCCGCGAACCGAAUUCGCUGGCUCCAGUUCUGGUUCCAGUUCGGGCAAUGUGGAUGUGGCUGCUUCGGAUGACAUUGCACGCAACAUACUCACUUUCGCGCAAAAUCUCUCCAAUCAGAUCAAUGUCAACUAUCGAAAGACAAUGAUUUUUUCACCACUAAGCAUCGCAUCUGCUCUAGCGUUACUGCUGCUUGGCGCCAAGGGACGAAGCUAUACGGAAUUGGUCGCGGUUUUUGGCCAAACAGAUAUGGUUAAACUUCAUGAACAGUUCGGUUUGAUGUUAAGGGAUGUGCAGCAGCCAACGAGCCAGACAAUAUCACCAGUGCGUCAGCUAGAUGCGUGGCACAGUAACAGCCUGCGCCGUAGCUUACGCAACUAUCCGCGCAAUCGCCAUGCCCCGCAGGAGGUGCAUGUGGCCAAUGGGCUCUUCGUUAAGUACGGCUACAGCUUGAAUCCAGAUUACAGACAAGCUGUCGUCGGCAUUUACAAAUCGGAAUUUCAGACGCUCGAUUUUGGUAACAGUCCAGCGACAGCCAAGUAUAUUAUAAACUCGUGGGUUGAGCAUCAAACUAAGGGCAAAAUCGAGAAUAUAAUUGCAGAUGAUUUGCCGCAGGAUACGCGCAUUGUAAUGGCAAAUACCCUGUACUUUAAGGCCAUGUGGGAGAUAGACUUCAUAGCAAGUGCUACGAAAGUCGAAGACUUCUAUCCCAAUGGCGAGGGCACUCAACCCGUUAUACCCGUCGAUAUGAUGGUCGGUGCCGGCGCCUUUCCCUACCACGAGGAUCAACAGCUUGAUUGUCGGAUUAUUGGAUUACCUUAUCACGGCAAUCUGACCACAAUGUAUGUAAUCCAACCAAUGCGCUCAUCCGUGGAGCAAUUAGCAUAUUUGCAGCAAAGACUGAAUGCGGAUGCAAUUGAGCAAAUGAUUAGCCAGAUGACGAGGCGAUCCACAAUUGUAGCAUUCCCCAAAAUGCAUCUAACAGAAUCCUUUAAGCUAAACAACUUGUUGCAAGCGAUGGGCAUUGGCGGAAUCUUCAAUCCAGUACAAAGUGAUCUCUCAUUAAUUGGCACAAAUGAUCCAACUUCCCAGACUGUUCAAACUGGACGCAGUUACUCAGAUAGCUUGCAACGUUUGGUGGCACAACGUCAGUUGGCACAAUCAAGUCAAUCACCCACACCUCCCUCUGAUCUCAUUGUGUCCGAUAUUCUGCAUAAAGUGGACUUUACGGUCAAUGAACAGGGCACUGAGGCGGCAGCUGCCACGGCGGCUAUACUGAAGAAAUCAGGUCCCGAGGUUCUGUUCCGUGCGGAGACACCUUUCAUAGUGCUGGUGCGUCACGAUCUGACAAAGCUGCCAUUAUUCUAUGGCAUGAUCAAUGAGCCACCCACUGCCAAAGCGAGUUCAAUGUAUAAGAAUUAGAGACUAAAAUAAAUUCAUAAUUAGAAACUUAAGUAGUUAGCAAUAAUAAUUGAGUAUAUGUAUUUAUAAAAGUUACUUUAAUAAGAUUGUGCGUUUAUAAU